AUGUUCUUGACCCGCUCCGAGUAUGACCGUGGUGUCAACACCUUCUCGCCUGAAGGUCGCCUCUUCCAAGUCGAAUACGCCAUUGAGGCGGUGAAGCUUGGCUCGACGUCCAUCGGCAUCCGCACCAGCGAAGGUGUUUUGCUCGCGGCCGAGAAGCGCUCGACCAGCAAGUUGAUGGUGAACGACGCAAUUGAGAAGAUCAGCAAGGUCGAUAAGCAUAUCGCCGUCACCUUUGCUGGAUUGAUCGCCGACUCAAGGACGCUAGUCGAAAAGGCGCAGCUUGAAGCACAAAACUUCUGGUUUACUUACAACAGAAAAAUUCGCGUAGAGGAUGUUACUCAGAGCGUGGCGAACCUUGCCCUUCAGUUUGGAGACGACGAUGCAAAGGCGGCCAUGUCUCGUCCAUUUGGUGUGGCCAUGCUUUUUGCGGGAGCUGAUCAGGAUGGCACUCGUCUUUUCCACCUCGACCCCUCCGGCACGUUCAUCGAUUGCUUGGCGAAGGCCAUUGGCGCUGCCAGCGAUGGAGCCGAGCAAAGUUUGAAGGAAAAAUACCACGAGAACAUCACACUUGAUGAGGCCCUGAAGGUUGUGCUUGGCAUCCUGAAACAGGUGAUGGAAGAGAAACUGGCCGCGUCCACCGUCGAAGUAGUUGUCAUCAAGCCAGCCGUUGAUGAGAAAGGACGCAAAAUCGGGGCUUUCGAACGGAUCUCUGACGCCCAGCUGGAGACCGUCAUCAAUUCGCUG
Messenger RNA from Mesorhabditis spiculigera, 744 nucleotides. NCBI's taxonomy places the organism in Eukaryota, Metazoa, Nematoda, Chromadorea, Rhabditida, Rhabditidae. The record is from the annotation of a GenBank genome assembly.